GCGAAGCACAGCAGUGAAACACCCACGCAAAACCCCAAACCCCCUCCUCCUCUUCCCGUCUCCCCUUAGAUUGCCCGCUCGCGGCCGAGACGCCAGCCCCAUUCCGCGGCGUGGAGCACCGAAUUCCCGAUCUCAAAACCCCCCAUCGCGCAUCGCCCACACGAGGAAGUAGAAGCAGCCGAGGAGGAGGAAGGGGGCAGGUAAGGCCGUGGAGGAGGCGGAGGGGCCAGUGCUGCGUGUCCGAUCGUUGCCAACGGGGGUGGAGAAUAGGAGGAGUGGGGCGACGAACGGGGACGAUCACCCUCUCCCAUGGCUGUCUCCGAGGAAAAGGCGCAGGGAUGCCGCAGCGGCGCGGCCGCCGGCAAGGCCGCCUCUCCCGUGAAGCCCAACAGCGGCGCUGUGAUGGAGGAGAUCACGGAUUCCCCGUCCACCACCGCUAAGGCCUCGUCCAAAGGUAUAUACGGAAUCCCAAUCAUGACGAGGGCCCAGAGAAGCCACCCUUUAGACCCAUUAUCUGCUGCUGAAAUUGCUGUGGCUGUAGCAACUGUUAGAGCUGCUGGAAGAACUCCUGAAGUACGAGACAGCAUGCGUUUUGUUGAAGUUGUGCUCCUGGAGCCAGAAAAGAAUGUUGUGGCAUUAGCUGAUGCAUACUUCUUUCCACCAUUCCAACCAUCUCUUCUUCCCAGAACCAAAGGUGGUCCUGUGAUCCCAAGCAGGCUCCCACCUAGGAGGGCCAGACUUGUUGUCUACAAUAAGCAAACAAAUGAGACUAGCAUUUGGGUUGUUGAACUGUCUGAAGUGCAUGCUGCUACUAGGGGCGGACACCACAGAGGCAAGGUUAUAUCAUCAGAAGUUGUUCCAGAUGUUCAGCCUGCAAUGGACGCGAUGGAAUAUGCUGAAUGUGAAGCUACAGUAAAAGAUUUCCCCCCUUUUAUUGAAGCCAUGAAGAAAAGAGGCAUUGAUGACAUGGAGCUUGUCAUGGUAGAUGCAUGGUGUGCAGGCUAUUAUAGUGAUGCUGAUGCUCCCAACCGAAGACUUGGCAAGCCUCUAAUCUUUUGUAGAACUGAAAGUGAUAACCCUAUGGAGAAUGGAUAUGCUCGUCCUGUUGAAGGGAUCCAUGUUAUUGUUGAUAUGCAGAAUAAUGUUGUAAUAGAGUUCGAAGAUAGGAAGUUUGUCCCUCUUCCUCCACCAGAUCAUUUGAGAAACUAUACUACUGGGGAGACACGAGGUGGUGUCGAUAGAAGCGAUGUGAAGCCUCUUAUUAUCAGUCAACCUGAAGGCCCAAGUUUCCGUAUUACUGGCUCUUUUGUGGAGUGGCAGAAGUGGAAUUUCCGUGUUGGCUUUACACCCAAGGAAGGUUUAGUUAUUCAUUCUGUUGCAUAUGUUGAUGGAAACCGUGGACGUCGUCCAAUCGCUCACAGGCUGAGUUUUGUUGAAAUGGUUGUUCCUUAUGGAGAUCCGAACGAACCACAUUACAGGAAGAAUGCAUUUGAUGCUGGAGAAGAUGGGCUUGGAAAAAAUGCACACUCUCUUAAGAAGGGAUGUGAUUGCUUGGGAUACAUAAAAUACUUUGAUGCGCAUUUUACGAAUUUUACUGGUGGUGUGGAGACAAUUGAAAAUUGUGUUUGUUUACAUGAGGAGGACCAUGGAAUCCUCUGGAAACAUCAAGAUUGGAGAACAGGAUUGGCUGAAGUUAGACGAUCACGCAGGCUUACUGUCUCAUUUAUAUGCACAAUUGCUAACUACGAAUAUGGAUUCUAUUGGCACUUUUAUCAAGAUGGUAAAAUAGAAUCUGAAGUAAAGCUUACCGGAAUUCUAAGCUUGGGAGCUCUAAUGCCUGGGGAACAAAGGAAAUAUGGCACAACUAUUGCUCCUAGUUUGUAUGCACCAGUUCAUCAACAUUUCUUUGUUGCCCGUAUGGACAUGGCAGUGGACUGCAAACCAAACGAAGCUUAUAAUCAGGUGGUUGAGGUAAAUGUUAAAGUUGAAAGUUCAGGCCCAAAUAAUGUGCAUAACAAUGGCUUCUACGCUGAAGAAGAGCUUCUGCAAUCUGAGUUACAGGCCAUGCGUGAUUGUGACCCUUCCUCUGCACGACAUUGGAUUGUAAGGAACACAAGGACUGUAAAUCGUACUGGGCAGCCAACAGGUUACAAGCUCAUACCUGGUUCAAAUUGUCUGCCAUUCUGCCUGCCAGAGGCAAAGUUCCUGAGAAGAGCUGGAUUUUUAAAGCAUAAUCUUUGGGUUACAUCAUACAAAAGUGAUGAGAUAUUCCCUGGAGGAGAAUUUCCUAAUCAGAACCCGCGCAUCCAUGAGGGUCUAGCUACAUGGGUCAAGAAGGAUAGAUCCUUGGAAGAAACCAACAUAGUUCUCUGGUAUGUUUUCGGGAUCACCCAUAUCCCAAGGCUCGAAGACUGGCCUGUCAUGCCAGUGGAACGCAGCGGCUUCAUGCUCAUGCCUCAUGGAUUCUUCAACUGUUCGCCUGCUGUCGAUGUUCCUCCUGCAUCCGAUGUGGACGCCAAGGAAGCUGAGACGCCAAAGGACAUCCAAACCGAGCUCAUUUCAAAGCUGUGAGCCCCGGAACCGGAGAAUCAUGUGGUUACUCCUUUGCAUUGACAUGCUGUGUACGCCCUUCUGAUACGCUGCAGCUGCCUCUUGUCGUGAGCUGAAUUCAAUGUCUGCGAUUGCUUCGUUCUUCUGCCACUUAAGUUGCCAAGUUGGAUUCGAAUUUUGUGUCCGGGAAUGGACAUGAAUUGGGGUACUUGUUCAGCGUCAGCGUUGUUUAUGUCUCAUCAAAAUGUCCAACCACUUGGUCACUUGCCAGAUUGGCCAGCCUUUGGCUGGCCACGUCCUCAACUGCCCAGUCGACAAGCCGUCUGGCUAAAUGUCUGCAUACCUGUAUUUGGUUCCGUUUGCUUUAUUCUCAUUGCUUGCUGUAUCCCCCACACGGCCACGAGCUACCGUUGGUCCCUUAUUAUGCGAAUGGAUGCCCCAUGUACCACCUACGAUUUUAGGCACACUGCACCUAGCACAAGCUCGUGGACCUUUACGCGUUUAGAUUUAUGCCCAUUUGCACGUCAUUGAACAUAUAAACCCUCCUAGGCAACCCGCCAUUCUGGAGGCCUUGCGCGCGCUGAGCUUCGUCGUCCGUUCAAUCUUUUACUGUUCAUCGAUUUUGUCUGCUGGCGUUUGGUCAACCGUUGGUCCUUCUGUACAUCAGCAGCAGCUUCAUAGUGCCUGCUCUCAUGAAGAUGAAUGUGUCAUGUUCGUCAAUGCCGGUGGGUAUAUCUGAAAAAACUGCAAAGGAAGCAGAAGACAAUGUGCUCCCGAGAGAGAUGCACAAUAUUCAAUACUCUUAUGUCCCGCACAAUGCACCGCACAAGGUCCCUGCUCCCUUCCCUGCUGCAGUGAGGAGACGAGAGAGGAGAUUGCUGGAUCUGGAAAUGGAGGUCAGCACCACCUACAGGACAAGAGCGCCGCUCCUCUCCGACUCUUCAAGUCUCUCAUGCUCUGCUCUUUGCUCUGGCUGAAUUAGAAGGUUAGGUGUGACAAAAAAACUGAAACUUUAUCUCCUAAUAUCCCUCCAUUUUUGCAAAAUCAAAUUUGUGUCAGCUAUGUGACCAAUGAUCAUACACUUGUUUCGAAUAAUCAUACGCUUAUCAAUUUCCACGGACAGGUUAAUGGUGUAUACCUGCUUCUGAGCUGCCAUGCAGAGACUCUGUUAUCUCUUGAAUUUAUCCACUGCCAACUUUAUCCUGCAGUCAUGGAUAAAGUUUGCAUUAGUCUUUGCCAGCCAGGUUCCCAAAACUACAAGUUCUAGUCCUUUUAUUCUGCCUUGGUCCUAAUGUUAAUUUUUCUGCCAUAUGUUAAAUUUUUUGUCAUAUGUAGGCCAACAGAUAACUUGUGUAUGUUCAUCUAGCUGCAAAAGAAACUUAUGACUUGUGUCGUCAGUAAAAAAAAUAGUAGAUAGUUGAAAGGACCAGGCACUGCCAUUUGCUUGCUGUGUUAUACUCUCAAUGAAUCUUAAUUAUUUCUGAUAUGUUUCAGUUAUUUUAUUUCAACAAAUGACAAGACUAAUCUGUCAUUCACAAUGUUUUUGCAGCUAGCAUUAAAAGCUGAUGUGUUUUAUAACAGAGUGACAAAUAUGACUAUUUGGGGAAACCAUUCAACAACUCAGGUUCCUAAUUUCUUGAAUGCCAAAAUUAAUGGGAGGCCAGUAAAAGAAGUCAUCAAAGAUACAAAGUGGCUAGAAGAGGAUUUUCCGAUAACUGUUCAAAAGGUACAUGGAGAAGGUGGUGGUGCCGCCGAGGCUGUUGCUCCCGGUGUUAGAGAGGGCGUCGCUGACCGAUGCCGCCGGCUUGCCCGAGGUGGCCUGCACGUCUUCAUGACCAGCCAUCUCCCCAGGUGAAUCCCUUCCCUUUAGGAAAAUCUAUCUAGCUAAUUUGUUUGUUAGGAUUGCAGAACGUGAAUCUUCCUUAGUCAUCACCAAAUUGACAUGCUCUGACUAACUGAAAAACAACAAAGUAUUGAAUGGUGCUACUCGAAUGGAGUAUGAAAUGGUUUAGUAAUCACUUGUAUGCAAAAAGAGGUGCACAAUUUGAUGUUGUGAGAAUUGAACUGGAACGGAAUUUUCAUGCCUAUGUUUUUUUCCAUGUCGACCUAUCUCCAGUCGUAUGCAGAUCCACAGUGGAUCAAGCGGAAUUGGCACAUUUGCUAUACAGAUUGCAAAGCGCCUUGGAAUCAAGAUUUUUGUCACUGCAGGUUUAUUGGUUCAGAUAGAUACAGUAUAUAUGGUACAAAGUUGUUUUCCGGAAGCAACUCUGUUAUGCCGCUCUAGAAAGCCAAAGAGAAACUAACCGCUUGCGACGUUUAAGGUGUGGAUAUAUGCAGAAACUACAAAACCUUUGUAGCACGUAUCGAAGAAGAAACUAAUGGAAAUGGUAUUAUCCUGCCAUCCUCUUGUGACGCUUGAUGCCCUGAUGCAAAAGUAAAAUAAAAUUAUUUGGCUUUACCAAGUUAUACCCGUCAAUUUCAUAUACAUUAUAACUGUAAUAUGUGGAAUAUCUCUACAAGACCUUGAUGUCAUUCUGGACAACGUAGGCAGAUCUUACCUCCAAGGCACUCUGGAUAGCUUAGCAGUUGAUGGUAGACUUUUCAUCGUUGGUUUCAUGUGAGGCGCUGUAAUUGAAGUGAACCUGCAGGCGAUGCUUGCCCGAAGACCGCCUGUACAAGCAUCUCGCACAAUGUAUUCAGAGAGAUGCUGCCACUGGUGAUACAUCUGUGCGAAGCCAGAUCCAGAAUGAGUCGACAGAGUUGGGAAUAGCGAUACAACAUCUGGGGGCUAUGCUUUUGAGCUUGGACGGACAAUGAUGACGCUUAGAAUGGGGCCAUCUCCUGUAUGCAUUUUUCUACUAUGUCACUAUCACACAAGUGAUUCACAAGGUUUAAGUAUUCUUAUAGCUUUUUUAUUUUGUAGGCUAAUGUUUUUGUAAAUGCUGGGCAUGCUGCUUAUACAAACCCCACUGGACCAAGUCCAAUCAUGGUUCAGGCUACCUGUAUAGCUUUGCUUUCCUAUCAUGAACUGCUGACAACUUUGUUUUGGGCUAUCAUGCUAGCAUGCACUGUAACAUAUAUCACUAUGUAUUAACAUGCUACCUAAGUAUCUAUUUCUUUAUACAUUAAGGAUCUUAUUAUCAGUCCUUAAACAAAUUUUACGUGCAUGAUUUGAAUGCUUGGUUUGCUGUCGCCCUUUGCACCAUCGGCGCAACGGGUGGUUAGCUGCUUUUUUAUGUGUGAGAAUGUUAGGAAUGUUUCUAUAUGUGCCCAGAUUUAUUUGGUGUGCCUGCUAUGUUUCACUUUCACUGCUCUUUGUUGAAUAAAUUGAGAAAUUCUUGAUUCUUUUUAUGUUAUUUCUUUACAUGAAGGAUCCAGAUUAAAAUCUAAUGUGUUAUUCUUGCUGGCUUAGUUUAAACAAAUGCAUUUUAGAUCACCUACUUCUCAGUUCAUGAUUUUUGAUUCGGUGUGUUGCAGCUGAUUACCGGAACACACUCACCCAAAGUGUCGAUCUACAUCCAUACAUAAUUUACUAAAAGAAAUUUUUUUUAGUUGUUUCUGCAUAGGCCUCUUGGUAUUUACUAGGUCACCUUCGAGAUUCGUUAACUAACAUACAUAUCCUAUCUACGCUUUUCACAUCCAUAUAAUGAUGCCAUGUUUUUCCUUUUGAGUAGACGAUUCUUUAUUUAUUAACCUAUACAUCAAUAUGUUGUUUCCAUUGAUCUCAUAGUACUUUUUUGUGUGUUUCUUUAUCUUGGGCUGAAAACUUAUUGUCGGUUCAAGCUAUUUUUAAGUCAUGUAUACUAUGGAAGUUGUGUAAAAGAACGUUUACUGAAAUGUUAUGUAAAACCUAUGGCUCAAAGCUAAGCUUCGGUAAAUUGGAAUAUUUAUAGAUAUAUUUGGGAGUUUCAUUAGAUUAAUCUGGAAUUUCAAACUAAUCCAUUUAAUUAUUUGAGAGCACCAGCAACACAAUUUUUGAAAAAAAAACAUGCCCACCAAACGAAGGGCAUGGCUAUGUUGUCCAUUUAUGCAAAUCUCUAGGAAGGAGAAACCCUCAAGAACUGCUAGGAAGGAGAAAGCCCUCCACGUCUCCGAGCCUGACUAUGCCUCCCUCGCGGCGAGGAUUGCUGUGUCCAACCUGCCGCCAAGUGGCUAGCCGCCAAGUGGAAAUAGUCUGUGUGGCGCUCGUAAAUAGAGAGCAUUCUGGUAGAAAGGUACAGGAAAGAAUAGGGAAACUUCUGUCAUUUUCUUUGGUCUCUGAAAAAUAAAUGGUGAUAUGGGCUGAUACAUUGCUAAAUUACAUGAUACAAACUCACUUCUCUUUUUUGAUUUUUGGUUUACUUCGUUGUGCUACAAUGGCUCUCCUAGGAAUGUCCUUCCAUGCUUUGAUGUGCACAAUCCAGAAAGUGCAUGCAUCCAGAAAAACCAAAUAGGAUUUUUUAUGUGUUAUCUUCUCAUAAAUCUUGUGCUCGUCCAAUAAGAAUAAGGUUUGGUGGUAUUGCUUUUGUCUGUCACCCGGUAGAUUUUAGACUUCAAGCUAGCUGCAGUUAUUUCAGGUUAUAUGUGCAAAUCCUUGGUGUGACAUGAUUGGUAACUGACCAUGAAUAUGUUGCAAUCUGAUAUGUCUAAUUCUUGAUUUAUGUGGGACCAUGGUCUAAAAAUUGGUCCUAAAGAUACAUGAUGUUUUUGUACAAAGUUGAGACAGUUAUUUUUGAACGGAGGGAGUAUUAGAUUAUUUUGUUCCUUUUUAAUUUGGUUCUAAAGAUAUAGUUUCUGAGUGAUCAUUUUACAUCAGCCAAGCUUGCCGUUGUUACAAAUAAUUGUUCUGUUGUUCUCAAUUCACUUUCUCGGUUUUUUAAUGCUACAAGCGUUAUUGUUCCAGUUUUUUUUAGUUAUUGAUCAUGCCAUUUUUCUUUCUGCCUUUGUAGCUGAAGGAUUAGUGAGACUGACUAAAUUCUGAACAUGUUCCAUGUGAGAGAAAUAACAUGUUGAUUUCAUCUUGAAAUAAUCAUAGCCGAGGGACGAGGUUCGUAACUGAGGGUCAUGUGAAGAGCUGGAGGAAGAAGUUGCGAGGCUUGGAACUCUCCUUGUGAAGGGCUCAGGGACAGCAGUGAGGACUAUGCCUCUUUAGUUGUAAUUGUGAUACUCCUGAUGUGCAAGUAAACACUCCUGUGAUACUCCUUAUGCUACAAUGUUGGUUGUUAGUACAGAGGUGGUGACAUUAUUUGGUUCUUUGGUAUUGAUUUCAUGAUUUGUGGUUAAUACAUGACGUAAUACAAUCCACAUUGCAUUA
Molecule: messenger RNA, 7843 nt
Organism: Aegilops tauschii subsp. strangulata
Lineage: Eukaryota; Viridiplantae; Streptophyta; Magnoliopsida; Poales; Poaceae
Product: amine oxidase [copper-containing] zeta, peroxisomal
Biological process (GO): amine metabolic process
Molecular function (GO): primary methylamine oxidase activity; quinone binding; copper ion binding
Source: RefSeq, a predicted model, not a curated record